AACAACAUCCCCGAGGUACCCCAUACAUCUGACUAGCAAUACAUGUCUCGAACAGCUCCUACUUAGACCCCCUGCUGUACAUAAUCAAUUGCAGUCAGCCCUGACAACCACAACAAUGGCCGACUCCCCACCAAAGCCCUUCGCAGAGCAGCUGGAAUUCAAAGAGCUAGGAGAGAACUCAUGGACCACCAUCCACCCGCCCCAACGCAUGGGCAACGCCCUCCCCAUCGCCUACGGCGGCUACGCCCUCGCCACAGCAUGUAAAGCCGCCUGCCUCUCCGUCCCCGCCGGCUACAACCUCUACUCCAUGAUGGGCAACUUCUUGGCCCCCGUCUCCACCGCCCUCCCCCUGCUCGCCACCACCCGCGUCCUGCGCCAGACCCGCACCUUCGCGACCCGCGCCGUCGAAAUCAGCCAGGCCCAGCCCACCGGUCCGCCGCGCCUCUGCCUCGCCGCCACCGCCGACUUCCACGCCCCCGAGCAAGCCUCCCUGCUCACCUACUCCCGGCCCCCGAGCACCGCGUACUCGCACCACGCGGGGCUCCCCUCGGCGCUCGCCAACGCCGCCGCGCUGCGCGACGCCGGAACAGUCUCACCCGAGCAACACGCCGCCUUCGUGCAGGGCUUCGCCGUCUCCGCGGCGCUCUUCGACACCCGCCCGUGCCCCGAGGGCGUGUUCGCGCAGAACCUCGCCGGCGCGGCCAAGCACGCGCCGCACUCGCAGGAGCAUCUGCCGCUGACUGCGCGCACGACCGCCGACUGGUUCCGCAGCGCCUCGGUGCUGGGCACGCCCACGGACCAGCGCGCCGCGCUGGCGUUUUUCUGCGACGGGUCGCUGAGUUUCUGCCCUCUGAGCUUUAGCCACAUGUAUCUCGACGACAGCGCGGCGUGCUCGAGUCUGGAUUUCGCGCUGCGCGUGUUUGGCGACGUGGAUCUGAAUCAGUGGUGUUUGAGGGAGGUGCGGACGCAUGUUGGAGGCGAGGGGAGGUCGUUUAGUGAGGCGUGGAUCUGGGAUGAGGCGGGGCGCGCGGUGGCGUGUAUGAGCCAGCAGAGCAUCUUGAGGGUGUGGCCGGAGAAGGGGAAGUUGUGAGGUGGGUGGGGCUGGAAUUCAGGUAGGUCUGCUGAACAUAGAUGGUGCGCUUAUGGUAGAA
This is a messenger RNA of Boeremia exigua, 1151 nucleotides long. RefSeq names its product thioesterase-like superfamily-domain-containing protein. The record is from RefSeq and is a predicted model, not a curated record. The transcript has a single exon. The coding region runs from base 116 to 1090 and encodes 324 amino acids. Gene Ontology annotation, cellular component: peroxisomal matrix. Gene Ontology annotation, molecular function: fatty acyl-CoA hydrolase activity. Gene Ontology annotation, biological process: fatty acid catabolic process; acyl-CoA metabolic process. NCBI's taxonomy places the organism in Eukaryota, Fungi, Ascomycota, Dothideomycetes, Pleosporales, Didymellaceae.